CCUGUCCUCACGAUGCAGCCAUCCAGCGCACCUCCUGCAUUCCCCCGGCCCAGCCCCCCUCUCCACUCUCCUCUCCUCCCCUCCUCUCCGAGUGUGUGAUCUACGGUCACCGCUCCAACCAGAGAAGUUCUGGGUGAAGAACCACAAGGAAACAACCAAAACCGAGGCGAUGGAUCCGCCAAAGGACUAACAGUGCGACGGGAAAUGGAGCUCAGGCUCUCAGUGUCGAGCUGAAGAACGCAGAGACAAACAGAGGACAGAAGAAGCUAGAGGUUCAGCAAGAGGCUCUCUGGCCCCAUGUCUGCCCCUGCACCAGCCAGUAGGAGGUCUGGGUUGGGCUCUCGCCGGUUUGACUAUUGCAGGUUCAUAGAACUUGACUACGUCCCCAUGGAGACAGGCUAUAUGGUGUCAAUGCGCCCGACUAAAGGCCUUGCAGCAACAAAAUCGCCGACUAAAGGAUACACUUCCACCAAGUCUCCUGAUCGCCACAGCCGCUCUUCAAACUCUCCCUCAACCCCUAAUUCCCGGCGGACACCAGCCCAGCCCAGUAAUAGAGAUCCUUAUGGCAACACCUCCCUCAGCAGCAGCAGCAACUCAGGCUCUUGUAAAGGCAGCGACUGCAGCCCAACCAAAGGACGUCAUAAAAAGUAUGGUUCAUGUACGGAAAACCAUGGUAUCAGACCCCCACCACCAGAGCAGUACCUUACACCUCUGCAACAGAAAGAGGUGUGUAUACGACACCUGCGGGCCAGGCUAAAGGAAACCAUCACCACUCUGCAAGACAGGGACACAGAGAUAGAUGAGCUGAGAGGCCAACUCUACAGGAUGCAAGAGGACUGGGUUGAGGAGGAAUGUCACCGUGUGGAAGCUCAGCUGGCCCUGAAAGAGGCGCGCCUGGAGAUCCAGCAGCUCAAACAGGCUGUGGACACUGUUCGUGCCAGGCUCAGUGAUGCUGGGGGGCUAAGUGGGGAUGUAAGUGUCCAGAAGUACUUUCAGGACAUCAACACCCAAAACCACAAGCUUGAGAACCUUUUGCUCAACAUGGAGAUAGCCCAGGCUGGAUUAGCCAAGGAGGGGGAAGCAAUACCAGGCUUUCGGAUGCGUGUUGGUGGUUCAGCCCCAGCAUCUGUAUCAGGUGAAAGUCCAGGGGGUGUACCCAAACCAGCAGUAGGUGGGAGAGGGUCUUGCUCCUGUGAUGCUUCCCCAGCCCGUUCUCUGACAAGGAGCUCCACCUACACUAAGCUGAGCGAUCAAGCACUGGCGGACCGGAACAGCAAUGGCCAAGACUUUCCUUGUCUUUCAGGUGAUGGUACCCAGGACAGCGGCAUUGUGUGCGGUGAGAGCAGUGUCCCCAGCCGGGCCGACCUGCUGCUGGAAGCUGCUUUCCUUUCUGAGGAAACAGCAUCUUUACUCAACUCCUACACACAGGCAUUUGCCCACUCUCUGCCCAUCCCUCUGCCCCACUCACUGCCUCACACUUUCUCCCAAACCUUACCUCAUUCUUUCCCUCACAAUUUGUCCCACUCUGUGCCCCACACUAUGCCGCAUUCCGCUACCUAUGACAGUGUGUGCACAGGCGAGCGAAUGGCACCUUUUCGCUGCGGCCUGGGUGGAGUAGGCUGUAUUAGCCAUCCAUGCCUGUCUCACCACCACCUCUACCUGCACCCCUUGCGUGAAACAGGCAUUCAGACAGAAAGCUGCCCCAUUCCUGCAACUGCAGGUUACCCAUCUGAUCUGGACACUAUUGCUGAGCAACGCACUUUCCGCUCCCAGGCCUGCAGCCCCACCUCCACCUGGAUGUCUGAUGAGGGGGAGGAGGAGUUGGACUCAAUUACCACUACAACUUCAGUUACCACAGCAACAGUCAUGAGCACGGCCACAGAGCCGAUUCCAGUGUCCAGAACACCGUCUGUCCCUACCUUGCCCCGGUCUGCAACUGUAGCAUGUUCAAUGGAUAGUCCUCUGUGUGCGGGGAAAGAUGAAGUGGAGGAAGAGGAAAAGCAGGAGAGAGAGAAAAGAGAGAAGGAGCUUCCAACUCCAGAAAAGCAGGAGAAAACAUUAGUGAUCAGACUGGCAGAAGAAGGGCAGCUGUCGCAAACCACCUUGGUGAAAGGCAAUGAGGGGGAAGCUGAGCAUGAGGUGGAAGAGGAUGUUUCAGCAAAAGGUUGUGAUUUAUCAGAGACAUCAGCAGGGAUAGAGGGUAAUCUAACAUUUGGCGGCUGCUGUGGAGAAGGCAAACUGAGUGGGACAUCAGUUGCAAAUCUCAAAUUGGAAGACAUGCACCAAGAAAGUGGUGUAUCAGCAGGAACAACCCAGGUAGAGACAACAGAGCCAACUCCAAGUGCGCCAGGAUUCUCGCCAGGCACAGAACAGCCUCACACCUCCCAACCAAGGAGUUCUGCUUCCCACAUGGAACUAGCUGGUGUCACUGUAGUCGAGGUCCAUGAUGAGGACAAUGAUGAAGAUGAAACUGAAGAGCAGAGCACAACAGGGGGCGCCACAGCAGAAGGGGGAGAUCCAUCUGGUCCUGGGACAAUUGAGAAAAGCUACUGGAGUCGACACUUCCUGGUCGAUUUGCUAGCAGUGGCCAUCCCCGUGGUGCCGACAGUGGCUUGGCUGUGCCGUGGUCCCGUCCGUGGUGGACAGCCCAUGUAUCAUAUAGGAUCGCUGCUUCGAGGCUGUUGCACUGUGGCGCUGCACUCACUGCGCAGGGGAGGUGGGUUGAGGCAUUACCCCGCAGGCGGGGGAGACCUGGGUGGAUCACUGAUUUAGGAGGAGAUUCUGCUCUACACCCUGCUUGGUCCUUAAGUACAACCACAGCUGUAUGGGUCUGGGUCUUCAUGUUGUCGGGAGAGAGAGAGAGAGGCAGAGAAUAGAGGAAGAGAAAAAUCUUCCUGUUUUGCUUUUCUGAUCAUGGUUGGAGGCUGCGAGUAGCAUCUGGUACAGGGAAUGCUGAUGAUAAAAAUCCCCAGGCCGGUAAAACUCUGUUCUGUUUGGUACGGCUUCUUACCGUCUUUCAUCCACUGGUCCUUGCUGUUGCUAUCAAGAUGUCUGCUAACAUUACUGACUUGUGCAAAACUGAAUGAGCUGAAUGAAAUGAAUGACCUACUGAAUGCUUGGACAUUAAUCAAUGAUUGUUUUGUUUUUAAAUGCAGGGAAAUGUCAAAUGUUUUGUUCAUCUGUGGCUCAAUUUUGACAUGUAAAAUGAUCAAGUGUUGGUGAGUGUCUACAUGAAUACAGUAUGUAUGUAUAAGAGUAUGUACACGUAUAAUCAAAUGUUCCUGUUGUUUGCAGAAGUGACUUAACACAGUGCUCUUUGACCCAUGGCAAAGAGAAAACCCAUUACAGAUGCUGAAGCGACACCUUGUUGGUGAAAGGAGACAGUUUGGGCUUUCGAUUUGUGUCUUUGACGUCGUCAAGACCAAGAACAUUGAAUUAAUUGUUAAAGUAACAACAACAUAUUUUUACACUAAGACUAGAACCAGGGGAAACAGUGAGCAAAGCAAACCUACGAGCGCCUAUAAAACCGUCUUCUAACAUGAGUCCUUCGUGUUGUCUUUGCACAGGUAAAGUGUAAAAACAACAUCAUGUGGCUUUAAGGGGAAUCAAUGCUGGAACUAUUUAAUCGUUUAACAACACAUCUGUCUUUCUCAUAAUGAGAUAGAGAUAUUAGAACAGUAAUCAUAAUAACAACAUGAACAUUAGGGUUAAGGAUGGACUUCUUCCUGUACCUAAAUCAAGUUUUCUAUGGCAUGCGCCUGAAGCCUUUGAAAUAACUGAACUAAGUAAAUGAACUAAAUUGGAUUACUUAGAUUUCACAUUACACACAUAGUAAAUCUCUUUAACUCAUAAGUCUAAUAGGAAGGUCAUAGUAUAAUCAGACACGUGUUUGUAGAUACUCACUGGCUCAGUUUGACACUUCGAUGUAGAUCUGAUUAAGGUGGGUCGUGCUCAGUCUGUGCUUUGUGCUGUAUAUUUCUUGCUAACAUAAUGCUCUUGUGGUGUAGUUUAACUGUCACUCUAGUGGUGUGUAUUUCAAGUCCACCAUACAAGAGCAAGUCACUGUAAAAAACUUUUUUUUGUUUAAGAAUCAUUCUGCAAAGUAUUGUUUAGUUAUAGAGAAUUCAAUUUAGCAAAUCAACAGGCUAUCUAGUUUGUAAUUGCAUUUAGGAUCAGGGUAUUGUCUUUGAAUGUGCUUUUUGAGAGGAUUUUAAUGAAAGUGGCAUCUAAAGGCAACUCACUCUGUUAGCUGAUCAUGUCCAGAUGUUCAAUUGUAUGUGUAAUAAGGGCAAAUGAGCAACAUACAAAUAUAAGAUCUGAAUCUUUUUGACUGUCAAAGCCAAACUUAUGUAAAGAAACACCCCCAACACAACCAAAAGAAAUACUGUGAUGCCUACUCAAUUGUUUAGUUCUUCAGUGAAGAAAUAAGCAGCGUGAACUUCCUCUGUUUGAAUUAUCGGUUGACAUGUUUUGCACUAUUGUUCACUUUAUGGAUUUGAAGCAAUUACUUGAAGUUGAGAUUGUAUGUCCAUUAAGUUCUGGUUGAUUGUUCUGUUGCUCUUUAUUUAUUUGAAAGCUCUGAUGCUCAAUAGAUCCUAAGAGUGAAAUUAAUGACGUUAUUUCUAUAAAUACUAUAAAGCCAUUCAUCCAUGCUAAGAGCUACUGAUCUGAGCUCUUCAUAUAAUAGAUUGUAUCAAAAGACCCUAAAAGAAAAAACAGACAUGUGAGUCCAAACGCUGUUUAAAUCACUUGCCGACAAUAAGCAGAGUUUAUGCCAUUUGUUCAAAUUAUAAAAUAGUCUGUCAACGUUGACACGCAUGACAAUCUGUGUCUGUGUUUGGAUGUUACAUCACUGAUGUAAAAGAUCCCUAAAAGCAGCCGCAGCAGCAGCAGCAGCAGCAGCCAUGAACAGUGCAUUGUCAUCCAUGUAGAUUAAAUAAAUGCCUCAGAGACACACAGGACUGUCUGUUCAUCGCUAACACAUGGUCACAUUUGCGCGUCCAUCACCACGUUGUGUUCCCAUUAUUACUGUAAAGAACUGCUUUGCUAAAGUGUAUAAGGAGGCUCAAAUGAUUUCAUGUUCUGCCAAAAGCCAUAAAAGCCUGUCAGGGUACAGGCGUAAAAAUGUGGGAGGCGGCCUCCUCCUCUCAAUGUUACCGUAUGGAAGUAAUGUAAAUGAUGAUGUAUAUGAGCAUUGUACUUUGAUUACAGUCAAUCGAACUCUCCUGCUGUCACUAAAUACAGGUUAGUGUCCUAAACAGAGUGAGAGAGGGAAGAUUAAGUGAACUUGUGAUCCUUUAAGAGGUUUCGACUUGUUGUGGUUAGCAGCAAUCAUCUCAACCCUCUUUGUUUUACCUCUAUGCACUACAGUCUACACUUGCGUUAUUUUUUCAUGUAUGUGAGCAGCUGAUAUGUUCAAUACGUUAAAGGAAGAAUAUGUGAUUUUUCACACUUAAAUGUAGCAGAAAUCAAGUAUAGCCUCUAAAAAUAACUGA
This is a messenger RNA of Labrus bergylta (ballan wrasse), 5495 nucleotides long. RefSeq names its product syntaphilin b (gene snphb). Gene Ontology annotation, biological process: neuron differentiation. The record is from RefSeq and is a predicted model, not a curated record. NCBI's taxonomy places the organism in Eukaryota, Metazoa, Chordata, Actinopteri, Labriformes, Labridae. Gene Ontology annotation, cellular component: mitochondrion; cytoplasmic microtubule.